This is a messenger RNA of Priapulus caudatus, 774 nucleotides long. Its product is annotated as condensin-2 complex subunit G2-like. The transcript has 6 exons. Gene Ontology annotation, biological process: mitotic sister chromatid segregation. The coding region runs from base 121 to 774 and encodes 217 amino acids. The record is from RefSeq and is a predicted model, not a curated record. Gene Ontology annotation, cellular component: nucleus; condensin complex. Lineage: Eukaryota; Metazoa; Priapulida; Priapulimorpha; Priapulimorphida; Priapulidae.
CGAGCGGUGUUUUUGAACGUCCGUUUCUUUCGUAUCAAGAUUAUUUACAGUCUCAUCGCAAAAAGGGUUAUUUUAGGGAUUACCGGAUUAGGAUUAGCUGCACCGGCGUGUGACUUUACUAUGUCGGUUGCCAGCAGGGAAAGACUCAUUGAGUCUGUUAAUAGCAAGAAUGAUGCAGAACUUUUUACACUGUUACGUGAAAAUAAAUCCAAGGAAAGUUCUGUUGAUCUGGAGGAUUGGUUGCAAGCAUUACAACACAGCCAAGUGAGGGAACUAUGGCGAAAACUUUGUGACUGGAUCAGUGAAAUAUUACUGAGCAAUGUCCUAGAGGGUGAUGAGGGGACACCAGAGGAUCAGAAGAAGGCUUCUGGCAUUCUUGGAUCUAUAAUUUCUUUAGCCAUCAUAACAGUAUGCAUAGAAGAUCCAUUCGUUCCGGAGGAGUUGUUAGAGGCUGCUGUCAUUCUUCAUGGUGUUCUGCCAUCGUUGCCCGAUUUCCUGGAUGAGGUGAAGAACGGCAUAGCUAGACUGUGCGAGGCAUGGCAAGUUGCUGAACUGGAAGAGAGCGACUCACUCACCAGUAAUACUAUCGUGUACCUGCUCGCACGCUCUCUGCGACCGAAAGCUGCUUUUGUCGAUAUCGUCAGGGUCGUGAGCAUGAGUGGCGCCAUCCAGCAGCACGUGCAGGCUGGCAAUGAAACGGUGACAAACAUGUUACUGCAUUGCAUGAUCCGUAGAGAAUACCUUCUGAAACCCAAGGCAAGUCCGAUCAACUGA